UUCCCGCACAGCACCGGCCAGGUGCACAGCGACGAUGAUUCGACGCGCGGCUGGGUGCGUCGCUGUACUAUGGAUGGUCUCUCUUCACCUCGCAGGAUGUGUAGAGCUGCAGACACCUCUCGGCACCCUCCGAUCGGAUGCUAAUCUUGUGGUCUCGGUGCCGGCGGGCCAGGCGACGGCGCUGUCUCAGCACCACCUGCAGCUGGUGGCCGCAGGCGCCGCGCCGCAGGACGUGCUGUUCCACGUGCAGCGGCCGCUGCCGCCCGACGAGGGGCGCCUGCUGCACGCCGACCGCCCGCUCGCCCCGGUGAACUCAUUCACUCAGGCAGAUGUGGAUGCCCUGAAAAUAGUCUAUCUCCCACCACAACAAGUACAAGAGUCUAGUGAAAGUGUGUUCACAAUAGCUUUACUAGUGACAAUGCGGCAAGGUGGUCCAGCUUACAACUUUGAACUCAGGUUUAGAGUGCAUUCAUAUUCAGCUAUGCAGCUGAUAUUCAAGCAGAAGAAUCCUCAUCUACAGCUGAAAUCUGGACAAACAAUAAAUGUUACACAUGUUUUUGAGCUUGAUGACAUCAAGAACAGACUUCAUGAUAUACGAUAUGUAAUAACGGAUAUACCAAGAAGAGGAGUUCUGUCUCUACUAUUUGCUAAUGGAACAGUUAUAAAACUUGGAAUUGGACAUGAAUUUAAACUUCAUCAUCUAAAGAAUGGUACCAUCCAAUACAGCCAUAAUACUUCAUAUCAUCACAGGAAAGACCAUUUUGAGGUUCUGGCAACAGAUGGAAUAUCUGAGGCAAUAAACAGUGUUCAUCUGACAAUUGAGAAACCAGUGACAAUACAGUUUGCUGUCAGUGCUGGGGACACUGUGUUCACAAUGGAGGAAAAUGGUCCUCCACUUCAGAUUCCAAUUUUACGAGUUGGUUCAGAUUUAUCCGAGGAGUCACAAGUCCUUUGUGUAACAUCACCAGGCAAUGCAACACCAGACCAAGAUUAUGAGCACAUUGAGAAGGUAGUGACAUUCCAAAAAGGGUCAAAAUCUUCUGUUUGUGAAGUAAAACCUGUUGAUGACUCGUUGUAUGAAGGAGAAGAAAACUUUUUUAUCCAGCUGGAAAGAAUCCCAAAUGGUGCAGCUGAGUUAGGAAUUGUCUCUAAACUUCAUGUGAAGAUAGUUGAUGUGGAGGACAGACCAGUUGUACAAUUUGAGAGAAGCCAUGUUGCUGUCAACGGGAGUCAACCAAGCAGAAUGGUCACUAUUAACGUACUCCGAACAGGAGGUAUGAAUAUGGAAUCAGUUGUCAGCAUUCUAUCUGAAGAAGGGACAGCGCAGUCUCUUGUAGACUAUGAAUCUUACUCACAGAGGCUACUGUUUGCACCAUAUGUCACAAGCUUGCCAGUGCAUGUCAGACUGAAGCAGUUUUAUAAAACAACCACUCGCAGUUUCUCAUUAACACUGAAAGCUGAACAUCCUACAAUCCUGGGUGAAAUUUCAACAGUUACAGUUCUGCUGAACAACUCAUCAAGGAACUCCAGGUCUGCAGCAAGUCGUAUUCUGCCAACACGCCCAGUUAUUUUGUCAUGGGGAAGCAAUGGAACACAAUUUCCUGACAAUAACAUGCAAGUGCAACCAGGAUACCCUGUUACUUGUGUGACACCGUGUGAUGUGCAGCAUCCAGAUUAUGGACAGACUAUUAACUUACUGUGUUCAGCAGCAGGUAUUUCUGAUCCUGUCACAGACAUCAUGGUACACUGGGAGGUUUCCACUGGUACUGGACAUCCUUACAGGACAGUGUCUACAGCUCCUAUUGAUAUGCUUAGUACAAGACAUGCUCCUCGUGUGCUAGAUCCUAUAUUCUUUACUUCUGGGUUCAAAAUACGCUGCACAGCUAUCCCACUGAAUGAAGAAUGGGGAAAAAAGGUGGAAGGUCUACCUGUGAGAAGUGCAACAGUGAAAGUUGGAUCCAAAAAGCUGUGUCCAGCUUCCAAUGAAGCUCCAUCAUUCUUAGCUACAUUCACCAGUGGUAAUGAAAAACAAAACAACAGCAAGGUGCACAUUCGUGUGGAGGUACCACAUAUUGAUGGAACAGUGCCUAUUAUUUCUACUGGACCGAUUGAAGCACCACACCAGCUCAUGAGAGAGAGUCAAUACAUUAACCAAAAUCCCUGUUCCAACACAUAUCAAGGAAGUGCCUUCCUCAAUGACAAAGAAAAUAACAGAUAUCGCAGUAACCCAUACUCCACUCUUCAGAAUGUUAAAACACCAGAAUUAUACACUCAUUUGGAUCUUGACACUUGCCUUUGGACAUUUGAUGCAUGGUUUAACAUGAAUGAAAUUGUGAAUGACUGUGGCGGAAGAAUCAAAUCUGAAGUACAGGUAGAAGGAAGUGACAAGAACCAUGUGACUGUUUCUCUAUCACUAUACCUAAAAAGGUUAUCAGCCUCUGGACCCCCCAUUGGUUGGAGUACUGUUGAGCAUCAGACAGAGCUGGAGGUGUCUUUCCAUUAUCGGCCAUUGCUUUGGGGCAGUCAAUUAAAACUUCAGCAACUGUUGAAUGCAACUCUACAGCUGAAGAGAGUGGCUGCUGAUUCAGAUGGCCGGUUGCUGCUGGAUUUUACAACAACUACUCACUUUCAUGGCUGGUUUGUGACAUCUCACAGAGGAGCCCCUCAUGUGAGAUCCACUGUUUACCCUCCACAUGGACUACUUACCAACAUGUCACUGCAUCUCAUAUGGUCACAGGCAACAUGGAACAAUCCAGUGCAGUCUUGGAGGGCAACUAGUGAUUACAGUCUCCAGGAUUACUCUGGAAACUACACAGCCAGUCUUGUGGCAUGUGUUGCUGCUCCUGGGCUUCAGUACACACCAAAUGCUGCCGGUGACUGCAUACCUCAAGUAUCACCUGUAAGGUUGUCUAUUCCUGUAAAUUUUCAGCAUAGUGCUAAACCAGCAGCACUGUCAUAUGGACUUGAGACACAUUUUGUCAUCAGCAAUAACCUUGACAGUUUAUUAGGACCACCAGAAAAUCUUCAGGAUUACAAAGGCCCCUACUUUCCUGAGGAAACAGUUGUUGGGCAUAUCCUUUGGCUUCCUACCCACCAAUUGCACUCAGCAUAUCAGUUAACAGUACAUCGUGUCUAUGUUUGUUCUGGAAAUGCUGAUACUGCCCCUACCAGUUGCCUACGGGGAUCUCCAGGACUGGGCCACACUAUCUUAUUACUGGAUAGAGAUGAUCCAGAAAUUUCUGAUGACUCUUACAAUGAUAACUCCUUCGAAGCACGUUUUGCUUCUGAAAUGGAUGAUUUUGGCAAGCUCACUCAUUUUCCUGGAGCUGAUGGCUUCAUCUUCAAAGUAGCACCUUUAUAUAGUAUGAAUGUUGGUAAUCAAUGGUAUCUACAGGCAUUGUACAGUAUUGGUCCAAGAAGUGCCACACGAUAUACAAGAAGUGUAGAUAAUGGACUGCCAGAGAAUGCCUCAACUGUAAAACCAUUUUUGCUUGAACCAUCCAUCAAUGUACCUCACGCAAAAGAAGUGUUGGCUCCAGGAACAUUUAUUGCAGCUGCUGGGGUGAUUCUUCUGACUGCUUGCUGCCUGGGAGGAGCAUUGUGUCAGUCAAGAAGGCAACCUACUUCUGAUGUCGUUGCCCCCCCUCAAUAGCUCACUGCAAAGCCCCAAUACUGGGAAGCAACAAGUGCUGCUGAGAGCUAUACCAGUCACUGUGUGGAAUGACCUUGCUUCUAACGAAGGCACUGAAGUGUGAUAUUAUAAAUACUACCUCAUGUAGUGAUAUCAUUGUAUGUUGCCACUAUUAAGUUUUUUAGACAGAGGAGGAACCAACUAUGUGGACAACUAUAGAUUCUAGUAUUUUUUGAGAUUAACUGUAAUCUCACACAUUAGAUAUUGCAUGAAUGUUAAAAGUGAGAAUUAAAAUUACCAAGGACACAGAUCUCUGACUUACCGAUAGAGCUGAAAAUCAAAUAACUGAAAUAGAAUUGUCAGAUUUAUUUAAUUAUUGUUUUAAAAAAAUGUUACUGAUUGUCUCACUUUCUUAAUAGUUGCUUCAGUGUUAAGUUCUAUAAAAAAAAGGCAGAUAAAAUAGCGAAAGAUAAACACUUGUACACAGACAACCCAUGUUCCCUAGGGAAACACAGUGACCAUAUUGUAAAUUUCUUAAAUUACAUAUUUCUCCUAUCACAUUUGUGUUGCACCCACAAAAUUGAUCACACCCAGCUUGCCAGCCACUCGUGUCCAUGAACAGUGCACUACAUACAAUCUUGCGUAAUCAACAACUGUGCUCGACACAGCACAAUUAAUCAUGCCAGUGUGCACGUGGCCUAAGAUACACCUCACUGAAACUUGGAAAUUAGUGCUACCACUUAUACAGUUUCCUGAGAGACAAAUAGAAAACAUUUUUUUGCUGGUUACUACAAUUUGAUAGCUGCUUAGAUUGGACACAUUUCCUAUGACUCAUAUUACAAGUCCACAAACAGCCAAUAUGUUAAAAAGCCAUCUUCAGUCCUUUUGUUAUUUAUGACAAAUGAAUUUAAUGCAUCUGCUCUUGCAUUUAUUUAAUUAGCACAAAAAUAAUUUAUUAACUAUCUAAGCCUAAUAUUAUAUUCAAUGGCAUAUUUAACUCAAUAAUAUAGCUUUAUUUAUGAGUAGCUAUUACACCCAAUACGAGUAUACUAGUGUUGUACCAACUUGCUGCACGUGCCAGAUUUUAUAUUAUAUCUCGCUUUUGGGUCUUUUAGGGAGCUUUUGUUGUUGGUUAGCUCUUUCCUUGUUCCAAUGUGAUUCAUGUAUAAUGAUAGACUAAUUUAUGGAAUCAGUAAAUUCUACCAGGAGGUAUCACUUCAAAUGCUCUAUGUCCAAGCUCACACAUUAUCUAUCUUAUACAGUGUUUCUUUAACAAUAAGAAAAUAUCUUCCUUCUAGGAUUUUAUAAUAAGUUCUGUACUGGUGGAAUGUAUAACUUUACAAACUUGGUUAUCCACCAUUAAAUACAUUAUUAUUAUUAUUAUUAUUGUUAUUAUUAUUAUACCUACUACUCCUGCUGCUGCUGCUACUACUAUGUCGUCACUGCUACUACCAAUGUAUUAGAAUUUAACGAAGAAAAAUCAAAGGAGCACAGUACAAAUCUUUCCCAUGGCAUAAACAGUUACUGGUAACUGUUACAAUUUAUUAUCCUGUAUAUUCAUAUUACUUUAAAAAAUUAAGGUAAUAUUUAAUUUUAACUGCAUAUUAAUAUGACUUUUGUAC
Messenger RNA from Schistocerca nitens (vagrant locust), 5253 nucleotides. RefSeq names its product extracellular matrix organizing protein FRAS1-like. Gene Ontology annotation, biological process: cell communication. The record is from RefSeq and is a predicted model, not a curated record. Lineage: Eukaryota; Metazoa; Arthropoda; Insecta; Orthoptera; Acrididae. Gene Ontology annotation, cellular component: membrane. Bases 35 to 3652 code for a protein of 1205 amino acids. The transcript is spliced from 20 exons.